Molecule: messenger RNA, 243 nt
Organism: Austrofundulus limnaeus
Lineage: Eukaryota; Metazoa; Chordata; Actinopteri; Cyprinodontiformes; Rivulidae
Product: plexin-B1
Biological process (GO): regulation of cell migration; regulation of GTPase activity; axon extension
Cellular component (GO): semaphorin receptor complex; plasma membrane
Molecular function (GO): semaphorin receptor activity
Source: RefSeq, a predicted model, not a curated record
UUUCAGGAGCGCUGCCAAGUGAACUCGUCUUCACUGAUGAUGUGUCGUUCUCCCACUGUUAACUCCUCCAUCCUGGGGUCAAAGGUCACAGUGCAGUUUCUGCUCGACAACCUGUGCUUUGACUUCAGCGCUCUGAACUCUCAGGCCUUCAGCUACGAGCUCGACCCGGUUCUGGAGCCCCUGAACCAGCUGGAGCCUAUGAAGGCGUACCGCUACAACCCCGGCAGUUUCAUCCAGCUGGAG